Acanthisitta chloris (rifleman) is the source of this 354-nucleotide messenger RNA. It is a transcript of the gene TAL2, whose product is annotated as T-cell acute lymphocytic leukemia 2. The record is from RefSeq and is a predicted model, not a curated record. The coding region runs from base 1 to 354 and encodes 117 amino acids. Gene Ontology annotation, molecular function: protein dimerization activity; RNA polymerase II cis-regulatory region sequence-specific DNA binding; DNA-binding transcription factor activity, RNA polymerase II-specific. Lineage: Eukaryota; Metazoa; Chordata; Aves; Passeriformes; Acanthisittidae. Gene Ontology annotation, biological process: regulation of transcription by RNA polymerase II. The transcript has a single exon.
AUGACAAGGAAGAUCUUCACGAACACGAGGGAGAGAUGGAGGCAGCAAAAUGUCAACAGCGCCUUUGCCAAGCUGAGGAAACUCAUUCCCACCCACCCACCAGACAAAAAGCUGAGCAAGAAUGAGACACUCCGGUUAGCCAUGAGAUACAUCAACUUCCUCGUCAAGGUCCUGGGAGAGCCAGGCCUGCAGCAGACAGCGGUGGCAGCACGGGGCAGCAUCCUGGGGUUCUUCCAGCAAGCCCCACACUUGCAGAGCAUGGAGGGGCUGACACUGAUUGAAAACUGUGGUGUCUCCUGCCCUGGCAUGAGCAGCAAUAUAGUAGAGUGUUGGUCAGAGACAUCAUCUCCCUAG